AUUAUGCAAAUGAGCUGACGUCACCCGGCCGGUUCCAAACGCAGAACAGGCGGUGAGACGAUCUGGGAGUAAAGGUGUCAAUUUGAGUCCAUGUGAAAUCCUCGACUAAUCGCCCAAAAUAUGGACUUCCAGUGGGUUGGUAGCUCCUGUGGCCAGCAUGGACCUUACACUUUCUACAAGGCCUUCAGAUUCUCCCACGAAGGAAAGCCAAGAAUUUUGUCUCUGGGGGAAUUUUUCUUCCUUCGGUAUGAGCCGGAAGCUCCGCUGUGCUUGGGCGAACUGCAGCUCUUGUGGGAAGACCAUAACAACCAACAACUGCUGUCCAGUAGUAGGUUGUAUUUCCUUCCUGAAGACACACCGCAGGGACGCGACGAAGAACAUGGCCAGCAUGAGGUGGUGGCUGUUAGCCAGAAACUGAUCCUGAGGGUCCAGGACCUAGCCUCAUGGACAUGCAGCGGGAAGGACUGGCCGCAUGGUCUAGUGGUCCUGCCAGAGGACACAGGGAAGGGUCUAUCUGCAGGCAGCCUGGCAGAGAGAAUACAGCGCUUCUCACUCAACGGCACACUGAAUAUCUCUGAUGUACAAAAGGAAAGGCAGGAAACAGGAGCGCAAAGCGAUGACGAACCCAGCGUGAUCGUUUUAAGCUACCCCCGGUACUGUCGCUUCCGCGCCAUCAAGAGACGGUUGGCAGCAGUAGCCAAUCCAUGGCUGAGGGGAAAGUUAUCCGCCGCAUUGGGAGGGUUCAGUGUUGUCAGGAAAACUCACAUCAUGUACUGUCAGGACAGCUUCCACCAUCACGACCUCUAUGAUCAUCCACACAUCUGUGAUGAGCUAGCCCCCAACUUGAAAGGCCGGCCACGGAAGAAGCACAGACUUAAACUGAAGCAUAAGGACGGAGAGAAGCAUGUCCUUAGUGGGGAGGGCAGAGGCCUCAAGGGAAAGGGCCACUGGGAUGGGAAGCUGCUGCUAAAGGCUGAGGGGAACAGCCGCACACGUAAGCAUCACAGAGAAGCGGAUGUGGAAGCACAUCUAUGACAAGUUGGGAGGGAAUCCAGGGAGUACAAGUGCUGCCACGUGUACAAGGAGACACUAUGAAAAGUUGUUGAUGCCAUUUGAGCGUUACCUGCGAGGUGAGAAGGACGUGCCCCCCCCUCCCAUCAAACACCGCGCCCGCAAACAGAAGGAUGCAGAGGACAAGGCAGUCAGGGCAAAGAUCAAGGACCUCAUCAAGAAAAAUGAGGACCAGCAACCAGGCAAGUCUUUGGAUGGCACUGUUUCUGCACUGGCCAGUACCACAGAAAGCAGCCAGCCUGGCUCAACAGCCACGGUUGCCACAACUAAUACCGUAUCAGUGUCUGGUGCUCAUGGGAAGGAGUCGUUAGUCAAACUUUCCAUACCCAGUGUAAAACCAAGUAUCAACCCAGGUCCACCAUCUGCACACAAAAGGAAACCUAUGCAACAGGUGCCAGCCUCUGGGUCUCCACAUGUUGUGGCCAUUGAAAUUCAGAGACCGGGUGUGGCUCCUCCCCCUCUUACAAGUGCUACAAGAAAGGCACAGCCACUGCCUGCCAACCGAGACGUUAUCCGGGGACGCAGCACUGCCCCGCUGCAGCCAUCUCAGGCUGUUGCACCGUUACAGAAGAGUAUUCGGCCUUCAGCUAACGUCUCUGUCAACAACAGUGAGAAGGCUGCUUCGGCAUACGUCUCCUCCAGGGAGAACGUGCCAGUUUCAACUACCUCAAAGUCAGUUCCUUUGUUAAGUGACAGCGAAUUGGUGCUAGAACUAACUACCAAGAAGGACAGUCAGGGAUCCCUGGUGGAAGGGAAGGUGGUUACCACACCGAACUCACGCCUGCAAGGGGAGCGGAGGCUGACCAUACCUGGCAAACCUCUGUAUCCUCCACCUCCCCUAAUUAAGGAUGGCAACCACAGGUCAGCAGUGCACGCAGAGGUCAAACCUGAGCCUACUGCACACAUUCAUGUGAAGAGCAGUCCAGCCGUUACCAACCCGGCUCCUGGCUCUGUUGUGAAGGUAUUUGUUCCAGAGAGAAGACAGGCAAAUGCCCCAGAAGUCAAGGUGAACCCUACGAGGUCAACAAGAUCACCUCCUGUGUCCAGGUCAGAACCUGCAAACAGUAGACCAUCAGUGAUCCAACACACUCAGAAAGUCAAGCCAACUAGUGCCAUCCACCCUGAUGAUCUCAUCCUGAGGCAGAUGUCACAGCAGCGGGAUCACGGUCAGCAUCAGAAGUUGAUGCGGCCGUCCAACAGCAUGACUGGCCACAAGCGGACAUUGCCACCCACGGAGCAGCUAGAGCGGCACUACAUGUCCCAACUUCUAGCUGCCCAAGCCAUGGCUGGUCAGUUAGAAUUGGAAGCAUACUACCCUCUAGCAAAACGACCACGGGUAGACUCACCAUCGUUUGGUAAGGAAAACGCUGAUGCCAAAUACUACAGCAACAAGUUCCAGACCUUCUUCCCAGAAGAUAAAGGUGCUCAGAGUGAGUGUCUACAGCCCGGCAGGUCGGCCGAUGAUUCUGACCAACCAACUGAUCUCAGUCUUCCAAAAUCCAAGGUGUCAGAAGAGGAAGGUUCCUCAAGACCAGUGGUAAAUGACAACAGACAAGCAGACCAGUUGGGCAGUAACUUGAGAGAUCUCUCUGCCUUACAGGAAGGUCUUCCAGCAAACCUGUCUCACAAACUCAAAUCUGAAACAGAACGAUCUGGAGGCGAAGCUAAGCCGGGGCUCUCAAAGAUCACAGUAUCCAUACCAGGGGGUAAGCAUGACGACAAGCGGCCUGCACAUACAAAAACAGUUGUCUCCGUGCCUCCAUCUGUCAUUCUCACAACAUCACCAUCCAAAACAACCUCGUCCAUGUCACGGUCCCACACAGAAAGCACUCCUUCCCACCAGCAGAUUGUCAUCCCCGACUACAACCCCAACCUACCACGGAGGAUGGAUGUCCGAGACGGGGUGCCCCAUGUCAUGAUCACAGACUACAACCCCAACCUGCCCAAAGCUCCCCUCCUCAUGCCGGAGUACAGUCCCCACCUACACUCUCCUCCCUAUGCCCACCCUCACCUGUUAAUGCACUCUCCCCAGGGACAGGUCCAACUGUCGUCCCACCCUGCCGGCGUGUAUGCGGGACACUUCCACUCGGCCAUGUACGAGGAGAUGCUCAGGCAGCACCUGAUAGGCACACAUGCCUAUCCCAUGCAGCUGCCGCACCCGUCCAUGUUCCCACACCUGCCAGAGGGAUCCUUCCCCCCGCAUAUGUACCACAGUAACUAGGAGAAAAUCUUAUGUUUCUUGUUCAGGCGUCAAAUUUUAAAAGAAAUGUUAUUCAUGUAAGUAAUAAAGUGAUUCUAACUUUUAAACUAAGGAUAGGUUGCAUGUUGAAAGAUGACAAUUUUCAUAAUUUCAGGACCAAGUAUUAGAGGUAUUGUAGUGUGAAAAUGUUACUCAUAACUUCGUUAUAAAGACACAGUGAGGGGCAUUCAAUCUAUAACUAAAAGAUAUGAAAAGAGGCAGACCUACUAUAUUAACUCCCACAGUAUUAUGUGCUUCCUUCGUAUCCAAUGUCUGUGAAAGUUGUAAAUACUAAGAAGUCUAAUAUUAAUUCUUUUUUUGUGUGUUGUUGUAGAUUUUUUUCGUAAUUGUUGUAUAUGCACCAAUUUUGAACAUAUGUCCACAUUGAGACAACAUUUUAUGUCUACAACUUCUAACGGCUUCACUAUUGCAUAAGAUAACAUCUGAUUUCCUUGUCCAUACAUUGCACAGCAUUGGCAAUCAGUUAUAUACAUGCAUUGCAAAGUAUUCUACCUUUAAUCAAAUCAAUUUUACUAUUGUUUUUGCAAACCCUGCCAGAUCUAUCCCAAGUUAUGUAAGACAAACUCAUGGCACGGUAACUUGACUAGAUGUAAGAUGAUUUUACAUUUUUAUGCAGUUACAAUCUACUAAUAACAAUCAACAAAUCAUCGGUCUUAGCAUGCUGUUAAUGCUGUUGUAUGCUGCUGCUAGAGGCGGUUUCGAUGUGUUCUCUUUCCAUGAAGCUGGUCUUCACUAUGAUAGCUCUGUGAAUACCAUGAGUGAAGAUUUUGGCACACUUUCUGUAUUAGUUGUUAUGUGAGAACAAUCAUGGACUUACAAAGAUACAAAUAUGAAGAAAAUGCACCCAUUUGUGCAAAAGUCAAGUAGACUGCAUGCUUACAGCAGGUUUAUAUAGGUCCAUUGCAUUGAGCCAUCCAAAUAGGACAAACCGAGUUCUCACUUACACCAUCAGAUGAGCAUUUGACAAACAUCAAGGAUUUUAGAGUAUUAUAGAGACAAAAACCCGAUACAUGUAUGAAAUUCUGUAAACUCAGGCCUCCCCUCCCUUUCUGCUUCUAUACAAGCUUUUGUUGUAUAGAAGCUUUUUACCAACUAAAAAACUGAACUUUUUAACAAAAGUAUCUUCUUAAAUGAAACAAAGGUUGACAUCAUUGUACAUUUUUAUUGCAGAUAUGUAUCUUGGGUAGAUGUUUUCACGUGUUUGUAUCAUGCCUAAGUGAUAGUAGCACAUUCCUAUAUUUAUUCUGCCCCUGUAAUCUAAGCACAAUUUGUUCUUAGUAUAUUACUAUUUAACAUUCCUGCUAGGAUUUUAUGGGACCACGAUUCAGAACUGUUGCCUUUUAUCUGUUUUGACAAUGAAAACAUUGUACUUGAAUUUGUAUAUACGUAUUAUUGAAAUCAUUCUUACCUAUAUAGUAAUGGCAUAUGCUGAGAUUUGGGACUUGUACAUGCAGAUAUGUACUUAAUGUUAAAAAUCUUUUACAUCAUUUGGUAACUCUUAUACUUGGACCACACCAGUUUAAUCAGUUGUCUAGGAUGCACAUGUAGUUGUGGGUGUAGGGUAAAAUUUAACAAAAAAGGCUGUAACUUAAGACUUUAUGGACAGAAAAUGGGCUUUGGGUGCAUAAAAAGCAGAAUUACCAAUGGCAAAACCCAGUGUACAUAUUUGUAAUGCCCGGCAUUCACUUCCCUUUUCAGAUAAAUAUUUUCAACAAGUUUGGUCCCUAUUGCUGACCAGAGUUGAACUUGAAGGAGUGAAUGAAAAGUGUUAACAGAACAGUAUUGAAUUUGGGAGCAACUUAAGAUCCCUUUCAGUAUAUUAGAUACUAAUAGCUAAUUGAAUUGAUGUGGUUACUACCUAUUUGCUUUUGUUACUUGAACCUUAUGGACAAUGGUAACCAUUGAGUAAAUGUACUGUAAUUGAAUACUCGAAAGUUGCACAAUACAUUUAUUCCAUUGAAGCAACUCUUCAGUAGUUAUAAAAUAAAUGGUUUGUGUUGGCACAUUUGAGCAAUAGCUGUCAACAUCCCAAUGCAUUGCUCUAUGUUGCAUCAAGGUUUUAUUAUGUUAAAACCUUUGCACACAGAAUGUCAUGUAGCUCCACUGGUGGCUGACAACAGUGAAAGAUUAAUAGGUGCAGAUUUGUGGUUAAUCAUAUUUGUACCACUUCACAUUUUUUCCUAUGAAAAAUUGCAUUUUGUAGCCCUACUAACUCUUCUCAGGUAAGAUUGAAUGCAUUGUAUUUAACUUUUUCAUACUUGUACAUACUGAUAACAACCUUUCAACAAUACACCUUUUUGCUGCAAGCCUGGAUAUCGAUUGUACUUAACUUUCAUAUCCAAUGCAAUGCAGCAUGCACAAAAUUGAGCUUAAGUUAUAAUUAUGGACUUCAUAAAUGGUUGAGUUGCCUCAAGCUUAACUUACAUGUACAAGUACUGUUGACUUCAGUUGAUUCAAUAUGUCCUUUGUGUGUGUUAGGAGUACAAUGAGUUUAUAGUCAGCUAGGUAAACUAUGAUGAAGUGAGCGUGAUGUCACUGAAGAAUUGGAGGAAGGUAUUAUCACUACACAAUGUAUCAUUUUCCCCAAAUGUUAAUUAUCAUAUGGAAGAAUUUUUCAAUAUUAUCACUCAAUUAAAGAAAGAUGUUAAUUUGA
Branchiostoma floridae (Florida lancelet) is the source of this 5984-nucleotide messenger RNA. Its product is annotated as AT-rich interactive domain-containing protein 5B-like. Lineage: Eukaryota; Metazoa; Chordata; Leptocardii; Amphioxiformes; Branchiostomatidae. The record is from RefSeq and is a predicted model, not a curated record. Gene Ontology annotation, cellular component: nucleus. Gene Ontology annotation, molecular function: transcription cis-regulatory region binding. Gene Ontology annotation, biological process: regulation of transcription by RNA polymerase II.